GCCUAGCAACGGGGCGCGGAGGGGCCGGUGUGGGGCGGGGGGGAGGCCCCGGGGCGGGCCGCGAGGAAGCAGAGGAAACAGAAUUGGAGAAAGAAGAUAAAAAGAAGCAUUGUGGAACAACCAUUGUAGUAAGACACAAAUACUACACUGUCUCGAGAACUUGAAAGAACGCCUGUGGACAGGCCACCAGCAAUGGUGAGUCAGGAAGUGCCAGGCAUGUCUAGAUGUCUUGGAGAAGCACAUGCAUUAGAUGAACUCAGCACAUCCCGUGAUGAAGUACUUGACCCUAGUAACGUGAAAAAGGCUGAAGCUUCUGCAGUCAUGGCUAAAGCUGACCUCAAGCCAAAAUCUAUACGUCAUGCCAAAAAUUGGUCAGAUGAGGUAGAGAACUUAUACAGAUUUCAGCAAGCUGGAUACAGAGAUGAGUUUGAAUAUAAACAAGUAAAACAAGUUGAUACGGUAGAGUGUUGGCCAGAAACUGGAUUUGUUAAGAAGCUUCAGAGAAGGGACAAUACCUUCUAUUACUACAAUAAGCAAAGAGAAUGCGAAGACAAAGAAGUUCGUAAAGUGAAAGUUUAUGUUUAUUAAUUUUGUUACUGUUCUAAUGUUUGCCUUGUUCUAUAAAUCUGUUGGUUAGGAUCUGUAAGUAGAUGAGAUUUGUGUAAUCUGACUUAAGUACAGAUGUCAUUCGUAGAUAGAAUGGGGAAUGUAGGAAAUGUAGAGUGACCUGGAAUUAUAGACAGGGGAAUUUCAUUUUUUUUCCUGUUAUAAUUAAAAGUAUUAUUAUUCCUAGUUACAAAUGAUUUGAUAUCAAAAAUCAACAAUAAAAAAAUAAUAAU
This is a messenger RNA of Cygnus atratus (black swan), 839 nucleotides long. It is a transcript of the gene MEIG1, whose product is annotated as meiosis/spermiogenesis associated 1. Bases 193 to 588 code for a protein of 131 amino acids. Lineage: Eukaryota; Metazoa; Chordata; Aves; Anseriformes; Anatidae. The record is from RefSeq and is a predicted model, not a curated record. Gene Ontology annotation, cellular component: nucleus. The transcript has 5 exons.